Messenger RNA from Pochonia chlamydosporia 170, 1017 nucleotides. RefSeq names its product eukaryotic translation initiation factor 4E-4. The transcript is spliced from 2 exons. Gene Ontology annotation, molecular function: translation initiation factor activity; RNA 7-methylguanosine cap binding. Bases 1 to 1017 code for a protein of 338 amino acids. The record is from RefSeq and is a predicted model, not a curated record. NCBI's taxonomy places the organism in Eukaryota, Fungi, Ascomycota, Sordariomycetes, Hypocreales, Clavicipitaceae. Gene Ontology annotation, cellular component: cytoplasm; eukaryotic translation initiation factor 4F complex. Gene Ontology annotation, biological process: translational initiation.
AUGUCUAAUGGUAUCUUUUCUUGCGUUGCGUAUAGUUCCGGCAAAUUGUCCCUUACGACAUCAACCAACGGUCCCAACGGCUCAUCGGCUGGCGAUUCCUCUCGCAAUGCGUCCUUCUCUAAGCGCCAUGGUGGCGACACCUCAGCGCAUGGCAAAGCCAGCCCCUUCAACACUCCAGGCGGCGGCCUAGUAUCUCCCACCAGCGGUGCUUCCAGCGCUUUUGGAUUGGGCUCGGGUGCUUUCGCAUCGUUUGGCUCGGCCAAAACGCCCAAAUCCGGCGGAAAUCCCUUCGACACGGCAAUGGGGUCUGCUAUGGCCAAGAAUGCUCCCGUGAAGGAUAGCAGCAAAGCAGUCAUCGGGAAAGCACCCAGUAUGGCAUCCAUUGCCGAAAAUAAGGCCUCGUCCACGGCAGCUUCCAAAACACACGCGCUGAAAGAUGCGUGGUCCUUUUGGUACCGCCCUCCCAUCUCCAAAGCACAUGGCUUCAUCGAGUACGAGAACACCUUGCAUGGAAUUGCUACCGUGCAGACCGCCGAGGAUUUUUGGCAGAUUUAUUCUCACCUGAAGAGACCAUCCAGCCUGCCGGUCGUGUCAGACUAUCAUCUAUUCAAGAAGGAUAUUCGACCCAUCUGGGAGGACGAGGUGAAUCGAAAAGGCGGAAAGUGGGUUGUGCGGAUGAAGAAGGGCGUGGCUGACCGCUACUGGGAGGACUUGCUGCUCUCUCUUAUCGGCGAUCAGUUUGGUGAUGCUGGUGAGGAUGUUUGCGGCGCUGUGCUCAGCAUGCGCAAUGGCGAAGACAUUCUCAGUAUUUGGACGCGGACGGCUGGUGGACGCGUGCUGAAAAUUCGAGAGACCAUGAAAAACAUCCUCAACUUUCCUCCAAAUACUCGAGUGGAGUUCAAGACGCAUGAUAGCAGUAUCCAACUAAGAACUGCCAUUGACGAACAACGCCGCGAAAAGGCCAGCCAGAACCAGGGCGGUGAUAGACGACACACGCAGCGACAGAGCCACGAUUAA